Molecule: messenger RNA, 612 nt
Organism: Cooperia oncophora
Lineage: Eukaryota; Metazoa; Nematoda; Chromadorea; Rhabditida; Trichostrongylidae
Source: the annotation of a GenBank genome assembly
AUGGGUCAACAGAUGAUGGUACAGCAACAGAUGGGCAUAAUGGGUGGUAACCCUCCACAAUAUUAUCAGCAACAGAAUCCGCAAGCACAGUGGACCCAGCAACAGCAGCAGGUCGGCUUUCAAUUUACUGAAAAUAAGAUGCAGCAGGCACAUUUUGUACGUCAACCGCAAAUGAUGGGAACGGCACCCACACAAAGAGUAAUGAUACAGCGUGUACCGUAUCCUCCUGGUACAGUCUAUCCAACUGGUAUGCAAGCCGUACCACAGCAACAGCAACAACCACAAGGAGUUGUAGCGCAACCAGCCGGACGACCACCUGGUGCACCACCACAACAAACCCAACGCCCUACAUAUCCUCCUGGAGCUACGCCACAACCCCAACCACAAUACGCUUAUCCUAGUGGCCAACCGGCUGGAUAUCCACAAGCACAGAAUGCUCAAGCUGCAGCAUAUCAACAACAGAUGUAUCAGCGACAACAGCAGGUUCCUCAACACCAACAAAUGCGACCGUAUAUGUCACCACAAGGUACGAUGGUCACACCGACUCAUCAAGGAGUCCUUAAAAUUGGAGAGGAGUUCAUAAGGAUAUGUGAAGUCCAUAAGGAUAUGUGA